Messenger RNA from Saccharomyces paradoxus, 321 nucleotides. RefSeq names its product 60S ribosomal protein eL30 (gene RPL30). Gene Ontology annotation, molecular function: structural constituent of ribosome; RNA binding. The transcript is spliced from 2 exons. Lineage: Eukaryota; Fungi; Ascomycota; Saccharomycetes; Saccharomycetales; Saccharomycetaceae. The record is from RefSeq and is a predicted model, not a curated record. Gene Ontology annotation, cellular component: cytosolic large ribosomal subunit. The coding region runs from base 1 to 321 and encodes 106 amino acids.
AUGACUGCCCCAGUUAAAUCCCAAGAAUCUAUCAACCAAAAGUUGGCUUUGGUUAUCAAGUCUGGUAAGUACACCUUAGGUUACAAGUCCACUGUCAAGUCUUUGAGACAAGGUAAGUCUAAGUUGAUCAUCAUUGCUGCUAACACCCCAGUCUUGAGAAAGUCUGAAUUAGAAUAUUAUGCUAUGUUGUCCAAGACCAAGGUCUACUACUUCCAAGGUGGUAACAACGAAUUGGGUACUGCUGUCGGUAAGUUAUUCAGAGUCGGUGUUGUCUCUAUUUUGGAAGCUGGUGACUCUGAUAUCUUGACCACCUUGGCUUGA